AUGAAUCAAAAGGUAUGUUUAAGAACGUGAAUAAAAUAGUUUAAUAAUACAUGGUUCGAGUAAUACACCGUAGAAAGGACAACCUUGAUCCCUUAAGAUAUCCUUGCUAUUCAGUACAUAGUGUUGACUGCAAAUAUAUCGUAGGAAUGAUCAUUAAAAUAUCCGUAUAUAUAAUUGCGUAUACGUUCAAAUAAUAGGUGGUCUGUUGAGCUGUCGGACGAACAAUUAUAAAAUAGUACAUUAAAAUAUUUAUAUAUUACAUUGUCGGUACGAUUAAUGUCCAUUUUUACAAACGUGUACAUGUUGUUUGUUGGGUUUCGUGAAUUGGGUUCCAUAUACAUAUAGCAUGUUAUACCGUCGUAUAUAAAAUCACGAUAAAAAAUGGAAAUAGGUUCAAAUUGUGUUUCAUCCACGACGUUUCUGUUAUUCCACUAAAAAAUAUAAAUAAAUAAAUUAGAAUAUAAUUUAAUUUUUAAGGGAAAAAUUUUUUUUUACCUUUUUUCUUACGCGAUUUCUUUGGAUAUUAAAUAUGUUUAAAAUUAUUCCAUGGUCCCACUAUAAGAAAAUAAAUAGUUUUAAUAUAUAUAUAUAUAUAUAUAUAUAUAUAUAUAUAUAUAUAUAUAUAUAUAUAUAUAUAUAUAUAUAUAUAUAUAUAUAUAUAUAUAUAUAUAAUUGUGAAUUAUUUUUUAUACCUGUUUGUUCAUUUUUUAGUGGCAGCACGCGAUAAUUCAUAGAUGGUUUUGUCCUUCACACAACGAAGAUGGUCUGGCUAAUAUGUAUAUUCAUUCUGAUCACGAUGACCAUUCUGAUUACCAUAUUGAUAUUGAUGAAAUGAUGAUAACAUUUUUGCAUAAUGACGUAUUAUAUAGUGAUGUGCGGACAUAUGUUUACAUGGGGAAACAUGAAUUUAUAAAAGAUUCAAUAAAUAUUGAAAAAGUAGAAUUGGGUCGGGAUUAUGGACCAGUAAAAUAUAGUGUAAAACCUACAACGUAUAGUAUUUUAGGAGGGCGGAACAACAAUGAUUAUGACUACGUUAUAAUGGGGUACGUAAUGCGUGUUUUGCAAAAGUAUUUUUAUCAACACGAAUAUUCGCUUGAAAAUAUUGUAGAAUUACAAUUACGAAUAUUACAAACAAAUCGUGUAACAAAGGGUGUUUUAGUGUCACCCGCAGCCAUACGUGAGUUGUGUAAAGUUUUUAGAAUAAUUUAAUUUUGUAUAUUAGAUCUCAAAAAGAAGAAGAUGAAAUAAAACCUUAUUUUGAAGAAGAUCGUGAUUUAAUUGAUUGUCUACUUAUAACCUAUGAUGUGACGGGAUGGGCGCUUCAUACGACGAAUAUAUUUCUCAGGGAUGAAAUUUAUACGUUAAAGUUUUUUGUAUUCUUGUCUGAAAUAAAAAGUGAUGUGGAUUUGACACUGGGGGUUGCAAGUUCUGGAACAUUAACAUUUUAUAGGGUUGAUUUAAUAUAUUCCGAGACGCGUAUACGCGUUAGAUUUGAACAUGAUGAUUAUCUCGCCUAUUGGAUGACGACAUAUUUGAAUAUUGAAUUAGAUUUUACAACUGAUGAUAAUAAUAGAUAUGAUAGUUAUAUUAAUAUGUAUGAUAGUUAUAAAAAAAUACUUUAUUCUAAUUUAUUAAUGGAAUAUUUUUGGACAAUGUUUAGUUCAAAGAAAAGUGUUGCUAGGGAUGAACCUAAUUGA
Molecule: messenger RNA, 1697 nt
Organism: Paramuricea clavata
Lineage: Eukaryota; Metazoa; Cnidaria; Anthozoa; Malacalcyonacea; Plexauridae
Source: the annotation of a GenBank genome assembly